Spirometra erinaceieuropaei is the source of this 861-nucleotide messenger RNA. The record is from the annotation of a GenBank genome assembly. Lineage: Eukaryota; Metazoa; Platyhelminthes; Cestoda; Diphyllobothriidea; Diphyllobothriidae.
AUGUCUGCUGCACGGCAUCAACGAUCGCCUAAUGAGCCUCCGCCUGCCUCUCUGGGGAGGCAAAUUUGCCACCAUCAUCAGCGCCUACCCUCCCCCAUGACUAGCCCUGACGCCGCAAGGGCCAAACUCUACGAGGACCUGCAUACCCUCCUGGCGACUGUGUCGAAGGCGGACAAGCUGACUAACCUUUGGGAAUUCAACGCCCGCGUCGUCACAGACCAUGCUGUCUGGAGAGGUGUGCUCGGUCCCCAUGGUCUAAAUGGUUCAAACGACAGUAGGCUGCUCCUUUUCCGCACCUGCGCAGAACACCGGCUCAUCCUGACGUAUACCUUUCUCUGCCUACCGAUGCGAGAGAAGGCCACCUGGAUGCAUCCUCGUUCGCGUCAGUGGCACCUGCUGGACUAUGUCCUCGUCCGGAGGCGAGGUCAGUUGGACUUGCUGGUGACAAAGGCGAACGCGGGCGCUGACAUAUGGACCGACCAUCGCCUCGUCAUCUCGAAGAUGCGUAUUCGCCUACAGCCUCGUAGGAGACCUCAAGGUAAGCGACCCCUAGGUAAGCUGAAUAUUUUCUUGUUGUCUCUGCUUGCUCACCAUCUUCAUUUCAGCAGCGAGCUAGCUCAACGGUUAGACAAACUUCCAGUCGUUGACGCCGCCUCCGCCUCCGGCACAGCUGACGAGAAUGCCUCAGUGGGAAACCGAUGGUGUCAACUGCGGGGAAACAGUCCAGUCGACGGCGUUAGCCGUCCUUGGUUGCUCGCGCCGCCAACACCAGGACUGUUUCGACGACAACGACGCCGCAAUCAGCAAUCUGCUCGCCAAGAAGAACCGCCUACGCAAAGCCUACGUAGACCACUUCACUGA